AUGCUCCCAAAAGACAUCCCAGAGCCCACCGAUGGCGUCGCUCACGACCUUGGAGAGGUGGUCAGCGGUUCGCAACGUGGGCUACACCGUACAACGUACUUCGGGACGUUGCUCUUCAACGCCGCUGCGUUCCUCCUGCCGGCGCUACACGGAACCCUCUCGAAGCUGUGGGUCGCCAACAUCGACUCAUCCCUCGUGGUGACCACCGACAUCUACACGUAUAUCGGUGUCAUCGCCGAGGCGUCGCGGUCGCUCUCCCAGCGUCUCCAGCUCACACAUACUCUGAUCCUGUUCCAAUCCAUUCUCGGGCUGAUGAUGAGUGUUGUUUUCGUCGCGACUGCUCCUAACUUUGCUAAGGGCUUCGUUCCCGCGGAGGUGAGCAAGGCCAGCAUCGCCUACGUCCGGAUCAGCGCCUUUAGUGCCUUGGCUAGCGCGGUAGAGACGUCUGUUUCUGCUGCCACAAGGGCCUUAGAUAGGCCAGAUGUUCCUUUGCUAAUCAGCUCGGUCAAAUUCGGGGUCAAUAUCGUCUUAGACAUAUUAAUCAUCUCCAAGGUACACGUUGGAAAGCACGAGCCCACCGUAAAUAUGCAGGCCGGUAUCCAGCUAGCUUGCGGGCUGACCUCGGCGGGCGUGGGUCUUGUAUAUUUCCUAUGGAGGAGCCGAUCAAGGAAGCGGCGGGAAGGAGAUGACGAUGGAGUUGGAACAUCACCGACGCUCAAGUCGCUCUACAUCCUUCUCUAUCCCGGAAUCGCCACCUUUAUCGAGUCCGCCGUUCGCAACACGUUGUACCUAUGGCUGAUCACCACUAUUGUCGCCAUGGGCCUCACGUAUUCCACGGCUUGGAGCAUCUUCGUCACCAUCCGCUGGGGCCUUGUCAUGGUUCCCGUCCUCGCUCUAGAGCAAACCUCGCUUGCCUUUACGGGCCACGCGUGGGGAUCUUGGCGCCACUCCGUCGGCGUUGCCAACCUCCGUCCGAGAAUGACUUUGCUACAAGCCCGUGCCGUCCUUCAGCCUGCUAUCACCUCCCUCGGCAUCGCGGUGGCCAUCGAAAUACCGCUUUGCCUCCUUUUCACGUACUUUGGAGCACGCCCAUUUGCGCGCUAUCUCAGCGGGUCAUCCGAGGUCGCCGAUAUCACGGCUAUGAUGUGGCGCAGCGUCGACUGGUGCUACAUUUUCUACGCCGCGUCGACGCAACUCGCCACAAUCCUGCUCGCCACUAGGCCUAGGUGGUACCUCUGGCAGAGCCUGGUCAGCAACCUGUGCUACGUGCUUCCUUGGGCUAUCGCGUGCCAAGUAGCGGACUUGAGUUCCGAUAGGGCCUGGACGUAUCAUAAAUUCGUUUUCGGAGGCAGCUUGAUAUUUAGUUUUGUUGAUGUGCUAGUCGCCGCAUACGAAGGUUUGCCCUAUUGCUGGCAAGUUCGAGAAUAUAAAAACAUGGCCGCCAUUCGGCCACUGCCUGGUGGCCCCAGUCCUCCCCUCACCACUACGACGAGGACCACGGUACCAUACGGCCAGACCAUCUGGAUGAUGCAGACUUCGGGCUUUCACUGCUGGAAUUUCCUUGUCCUACGCGCCACCUCAUAUGGCGGCGAUCAUGACAAGCUUUGGGAGGAGUUCUUAUCGAGCAUGCGCUCAACCACUGAGGGUAUACUUCUACAGAAGCCUAUCGGAAUGCCAAAGGAUGAAGUAACGCCAGCGCUGUUGAUGCCGCUCCUACGGUGGGACGUGCUUGAAGACCGCACUACACUCGAGCGUGUGAGUGUUACCGACGCGACGAAGAGAUUCAUCGCCUGGCGGGACGCCACAUGUGUGGAAAGGGAUGGCGAUGGAGCUGACCAUACGUUCGUGCGGGCAGGAAGCGUCGCACGGUUCCAGUUCUUCGUAAUGGUUGACGACGAGUCUCUUACAUCGUUCCAGGAGGCAGAUGGUAACAUGUCUGGUCGUGCAAAAGGCCGAAGGCCGCCGCUGGUUAAAGUCCGAGUCGUGGAUGCAGGGAAACCCUGGACUGCUGAGGCGCUCGAUGCAUCAAUCCGAUCGCUAGACACGCUUAUCACAAUCGAUAAGUUCCAACCUAGGCCCAAGUCGCUCCAUGGCGGUCGUAUCCCUGUAGUUCUGGUAGCUAGCACAAACUGCUACUGGGCACUUCAGCCUCAAAACCCGGGCGCGGGUAUUAGCUGA
Parascedosporium putredinis is the source of this 2178-nucleotide messenger RNA. Lineage: Eukaryota; Fungi; Ascomycota; Sordariomycetes; Microascales; Microascaceae. The record is from the annotation of a GenBank genome assembly.